AUCAUAACACCACACAUAUUACCACAGACAGACACACAGACAGACAGACCGGAGGUGUCUGAGAGCAGAUAACUGAAAGUGGUGUGUAGUUGAUACAGCCUUGUGUUUGGUGUGCAGUUUGGCCUAGCGUGUCGGUCAGUUAGGGGCAGGAUGGGAUGUCUCCAGCCGUACAUUACCAGUAUCCUGUUCAUCCUGAGUGGACUCAUCCAAUGGGGUGGGGCCAGGGUGCUUGUGGAGGUGCAGUCUGGCCCUCUGCAUCGUGUGGUUGGCUACCCUAUCUCCAUCUCCUGCAACGUGAGUGGCUUCUCUAACCCGUCGGCCCAGCAGGACUUCAGAUUCUCAGUCUACAAGCCAAAAAACCCCACCCAGGAGAUCCAGAUCAUCAGCACAGAUGACAAAAACUAUGCCAUGGCGGUGUACGGUGACCGCGUCAGGGGGGGUGUCAUCACUCUGGAGCGCCUGUCAGUGACCUCGGUCCUUUUCCACGUGAAGAGUCUGGAGGAUGGGGACGAGGGAGAGUAUGAGUGCCACACCCCAAACUCAGAAGCUGUAUAUGACGGGACAUACAACGCAAAGACCACAUUGAAGGUGAUUGGGGACACCCUGACCGCCUCCUCUACUGGCCCCGCCUCAUUUAGCCUAUCAGAGGGUGACGACCUAACCCUGCAAUGUCUCGCCUCCAGCAACACCUUCCAGCACACCCACCUGUCCAUCACCUGGUAUCACCAUGGAGACAGGGAAGCCUCACCCCACCCCAUCAUCUCUCUGGACCGUGAUUUGAAGGUGAGUCCGGGUCAGCGGUUUGAGGGUCGAUACCAGGCAGGGUUCAUUGUUUUGGACAAGCUGGAGGAGGCCACCUACAGGCUGAAGAUGGCCAGGAUUGAGCUGUCCGAUGCAGGGAGGAUCUCCUGCCAGGCCCAGGAGUGGAUCCAAGACCCAGACCGGAGCUGGUACCCAAUCGCCCAAAAAGACACACAGCCAACCACUUUGGAGGUCAAAGCCAUAGACCAGGGUUCUAUGGUGGUGAGUAUGACCGUGCACAAAACACACCUUCAAGAGGGGGAGGAGCUAUCCUUGCAGUGCAUUGUGAACACACAGGGCCCGGUGGGUCAGUUCUUCUCAGUGGCCUGGGUCAAGGACAACCAGGAGCUGGCCCAUAUUGGGCCCACGGGGGUCCUGUCUGUGGGGCCGGAGUAUGGGGGGCGAGAGAGAGGGAGCGAGCUGAGAGCUGUGCGAACGAGGGAGAAGACACACCUGCUCACCCUGCGACCUGUCAGAACCCAGGACCAGGGAGUAUACCACUGCAGGGCCUGGCCAGAGGAGAGGGAUGGGAACGGAGUCUUCACACAGGGAUCCACCCAGGACUCCACCACAGAGACUAUCACCAUCACAGCUACAGAAAGUGGUUUGGCUGUUGCCAUGGAGACCCAACAGGUGAGUGUUGACGAAGGGGAUGCGCUACAACUCAGCUGUAGAGUGAGCGGGGUCAAGGGUCAGCUCUCUAUCACCUGGCAACACAGAUCAGCCUCAAUGGCAACAGGCCCCUUCAGUGAUGUCAUCAGCCUGAGCCGUGUGGGUGUGAUGGAACUGGGGGCAGAGUUUGGGAAGCGUAAUGUUCGUACAAUGCGUCCCAUGGCAGACAUAUUCACCCUGGAGCUGGGUGAGGUCACGCCCUCUGACGCAGGAGCCUAUCAGUGCACCGUCUCUGAGUGGACCACGGAAGCCAACGGCAACAGCAAGAAAACUCACAGCCAAUCACAGGACUGCAGCGUAGAGGUUCAUCAUGUGGAGUCUCUGCUGAGUGUGCACCUGAGUAGUCGUGGUGUCCAGGUGACAGUGGGGGGUGAGGUGGAGCUGGUGUGUCGGGUUCAAGGGCCCUCCCUCCCAGUUACUGUAACGUGGAGCCUGCAGCGUGAGGGGCAGUCUGCCCCAGACAACAUCCUGACCCUGUCGUACACUGGUGACAUCACGUGGAGUGGCGACCAGAGCAACUACCAGUUGAGGGCGACCACCGGGAAGAAGGAAGUGCGUUACUACCUCCGCAUCAUCAAAGCGAGCCACAAGGAGGCUGGGCGCUACCAGUGUGUGAUCUCAGUGUUCCUGCAAGGGAGACACAGGAAGCCACAGAACUCCAACGCUCUGGGUGUGCUGGUCCAGACUCCAAAGGGUGUACUCACCUUGUCCUCUAGCUCCUCCCCUCUGGAUCAGAGUGUCAACACAGACAUACAGAUGGAAUGCUCCGUAGCCAAAGCAACCUCUAACUCAUCCCGCUUCGCUGUCAGCUGGUUGGCCCAGAAGAACGGGGAGGGGAACAAGACGGUCCUCAGCUCAGACCGUGAUGCUGUGAUAACACUAGGGCUGGGAUUAGGCACAGAACAGCGAAUCAGCAUGAGAAGACGUGAGGGGCGGAGCUUUGAGCUGACCAUUCGACAGGCCCGUAGCUGGGAUAGUGGGAUGUACUACUGCGUGGUGGAGGAGUGGCUACAGGAUCCUCUUGGUCGAUGGUACAAGCUCCUGCCCUCUUCUGUAGCCAUGGAACUCCGUGUACUCCAGACAGUGACUGACCUCAGUGUUAACCAGACAGAUCUGGAGAUGGAGGUCAAAGAGGGGGAGGGGGCAGAGUUGACCUGUGUCUUGACCUCAGGUGACCCCGCCUCUCUCUACUCUCUCACCUGGUUCUACAUGAGGCGUGGCUCCUCCUCCUCUCUCAGGGUUCCUCUAGUGAUUCUGGGCCAUGAUGGUGUCCUGAAGUACCCUGAGGACCAGGACAAUCAAGGGCUCCAGGACCAGAAGGGGAGGCUGAUCUUCUCCAGGCCCACCCAUGGUACCUUUCUGCUGGGUCUGCAGAGAGCUCUUCAGGGUGACAGUGGAGUCUACCAGUGUCAAGUGGACCAGUACAAGCUCAUUCAUAGCAACUGGGAAUUAAGCGCCACCAACCAAUCAGGAACAACCAACCUCACUGUACGACGACCAAUAGAAGAUGUGUCUGAGUCGCUGUUUGAACGAGGAUUCGUUACUGAAUCAGUUCUAGGCAUCUUCAUCCCUCUUGUCUGUAUCCUGGUGAUUCUUGUCGUGGUGCUGUCAAUCAAGCUGAAUCGGCAGGGCUCAGCUGGAAACAAGAAACAGGCCAAAUCUCUGUGGCUGGAGUUUAACCCACUGAAUCCACGCCCAGAAGACUGAGCACAGGGGAGAGGAGAGAAGUGAAACAGAGAGAGGAUGCAUAGAUGAGAGGAAGAGUACAUCAGUGAGGAGAAGACAUGAGGAGAGAAAAGGAGAGGAUGUGGGAUGGGGAGGGAUGAUAAGAGUGGGAAGGGGGAUAUGUGAGAGAACAGGAAAGGAGAUGGGGGAGAGGGCGGAAUGAGCAUUUUUUUAAAUGUUAAUCUUGUUGAUUUUUUGAUCCAAGAUGUUUUUUACUUGUUUACAAAUAGAAUUUACAGUUGCACACAUUUUCUAGAACUUGAAAUGUACAUUGGCACUGCUUUAACUUUGUUGCAACUUUUUUCAAAUGUAGUUUUACAUCAGUAUUCUCUGAUCACUCAAAACUCAAAGGAUCAUGUCUGAUCAUUGUUUGUAUGAAUGAGUUUUUCACAAAUAUUAUAUUUGUGAAUUGUUGAAAGAUAUUCUGCCAUGCUCUGUACGCAUUUGUAACAUUUUGCCUCAAGAAUGAAUCCGUUUUAUUUCUUAACUUGUUUGAGUUGGGACUGCUUACGAGACUUUUGAAACACUUCUGAAAGAACUCUGAGAAAGUCUUUAUGGUAUCACAAACAUUUUAUAUGAAGAGAUGAAUGAAGCGCUGCUCUCAGACAUGUAUCAUUUGUAAAGUUGCUGGUGUGUUAUCUGGUUUGUAAUAAAUAGAGUAUUAUCACAUGA
Molecule: messenger RNA, 3870 nt
Organism: Oncorhynchus masou masou (cherry salmon)
Lineage: Eukaryota; Metazoa; Chordata; Actinopteri; Salmoniformes; Salmonidae
Product: immunoglobulin superfamily member 3-like
Exons: 9
Coding region: 151-3180 (1009 amino acids)
Cellular component (GO): membrane
Source: RefSeq, a predicted model, not a curated record